AUGGGGCUUGCGCCACUAAAGCUACUAGCAGGGGCUUGCCCCUAUAAAUAUACUCAGCCCAGAGCUCUCUCUCGCUCCUUAGAUCUUACAAUACACUGGUUCAAUUCACCUUGUUUGGAUCUCAAUACCUUGUCGACUCGCCUACCCUAUGACCCCUUCUCAGCUCAUGCGAGAAAGACUCCAGUCUGGUGUCCGCCGCCCUCGAAGAGCUCAGCUUUGGCGGAGCUGAAAGUGAUUCCCUUGCCUUGGAUCUCGCACAAAAAUCUGGAGGGUCUUCUCAAUUAUGAAUUGAGAUGUGGCAUACCCCAACUGCUGUUCUUAUACAUCAUUUGUAUCGCCCGUACAGAGGCACGCUACUUGAUUCCCUCGCAAACUUACUUGGCAGGGGGCAUUGGUAAUAUGCAACUGCUUUAUAUCAGCAUCCGCCCUAAUCAUCUGCCAUUCUUGCUCGAUGCUCGAUGUUACUAA
Messenger RNA from Lindgomyces ingoldianus, 468 nucleotides. RefSeq lists its product as uncharacterized. Lineage: Eukaryota; Fungi; Ascomycota; Dothideomycetes; Pleosporales; Lindgomycetaceae. Bases 1 to 468 code for a protein of 155 amino acids. The record is from RefSeq and is a predicted model, not a curated record. The transcript has 3 exons.